UGUUCCACCACCGAGUGCAACACUACUCCAGGAGCGCCCUCCUCUGCACCUGACCUGCCAUGCCCCCGCCUCCCGCUCCCGCCGUCCCAUCGGUGGUCUCCUCGGGCCGUGGCACUGACCUUGGUCCCCGCGCCUUACGACCUCCUGCAACCAGUCCCGUCCGACCUCUCGACCGUGAUACGCUCUGCGGCGCGCCUCUUGCCGCCUCCGCCUCCCGCUUCCGAGCGCCGCCGUCCUCCGCCGCCGCUUGGAGGAGAGCCCCCUCUGCCCUCCUUCCGCGGCCACGCGCCGACGUGCCUCUGCGUACCCGUUCCUCGGCGGCGGGUGUCUGCUACGUGUUCGACCAAAUGGGUCAUGGUUCAUCUUUAUUUCGAGGUCUAACUCCCGGUAGCAUUAAACUCUGCAGAUAUGACCAGCUUCAAACUGCUGCUAACUUAUGUUUCUACAAGUGCAAUCACAACUUUUGUUGCCUUCAAUUCAAUUUACGGUUACUCUGGUAUGGCGGUUGCGUCUCCAGGAUCUUAGCAGGCAGGCCAUCUGAUGCUUUCGCCGGGAACUUUCAACCGGUGAGGUAACCGAGAAUUCCUCCAAAGUCUUACCCCUGUCAAGCAAAAAAUGUGCAAGCAUUCUUUCGAGUUGCAGUCCUUUAUAAUUUACAAUGCUGAUUCUUCUCAGCUUAUGGCCCAAGCAUCUGAUGUACAUCUGCCACAAACUAUCGGUCGCACGGCCACUACGGUCGACCUCAUCGUCACCGUCGUCUUCAAUCUCGGUACCCGAUUCGCCAUCGGACAUCCAGGACUCCUUCUUUUGGGGCUGACCUAGAGGAAACAGCGACAGUACUUCCAGGUUCUUUGUUUCACGAAGCAAGACGGCGACAGACCGGGCGGCAUGGCCCUCGCGCAGGCAGCCUUUGAGGCCCGACUGUCUGAGAGGUAGCCCCCGUACAGCAUCUGCGAACAAGCUGCUGUGGUAGGCCAUUGACGGGCGCAAGGAAAGGUGGAGAUACGCCAGCUCGGUGCACUGGCUGAUGAGUCCUGUGACCGGAGCAACCUCGGUUGAUUUCCUUUUGGAGAGGUCUUCACAGAUUUCGAUCGUCAGCGCCAUCACUCCUUUGUAGUUUGCAACCUUGAAGAGCGACUCAAGGGGAAUGCCGCCUUUGUAGUGCAGCGACUGCAGGCAUGAGCUGUGCAGCUUGACGCGGCUGGCAUGGUGGCAACAGAUCAUGGCAAAGCUCCGCAGGUGGGCACUCUCCACCGUGAUCUUGCUGACGCUCGGGAGCUCCUGCAGGUUGCAGCAUCAGGUCGGCGAGGCGCGGGCAGCUUGAGAGCAGCUGCUGCAGCAGCCCUUUGGGGUCCAUGAUCCUGGCGAGGCAGAGCGUCUCCAGCGACGAGGCGACCACCCCCUGCGGCAGGUCGAGCGUCCAGUUGGUGAGCCUCAGGCGGCGGAGCGUGCUGCAGCUGAAGAGAUGGUGCUGCGUCUUGACGUUUCUGUUCCGCUGGUGGACCUCGAAGUCCGCCGAGGCCUUCUCCGACGAGCCAAAGGGGCAGAGCCUGCGUCCGGGGUCGUGCCAGUACCUGAGCUUGACGUCGAUCUCCUCGACGCCGGAGUAGACGGCAGUGACGAUCCACUGGUCGAGCAGGUCGUCCGGCGGGGACAUGGCGUCGAGGCGGAAGGUGCGGAUGGGCGUCCCAGGGGGCUUGCAGAGGAUCGCACCCGUCACCAUCUGGUCGA
Molecule: messenger RNA, 1731 nt
Organism: Aegilops tauschii subsp. strangulata
Lineage: Eukaryota; Viridiplantae; Streptophyta; Magnoliopsida; Poales; Poaceae
Source: RefSeq, a predicted model, not a curated record